Molecule: messenger RNA, 1305 nt
Organism: Zasmidium cellare ATCC 36951
Lineage: Eukaryota; Fungi; Ascomycota; Dothideomycetes; Mycosphaerellales; Mycosphaerellaceae
Exons: 2
Coding region: 1-1305 (434 amino acids)
Biological process (GO): regulation of transcription by RNA polymerase II
Molecular function (GO): DNA-binding transcription factor activity, RNA polymerase II-specific; RNA polymerase II cis-regulatory region sequence-specific DNA binding
Source: RefSeq, a predicted model, not a curated record
AUGGUUCCUGGGCCUGACCCCAUGGGUGCGCCGACCAGCUUCUCUGCUCGUAGACCAAACGCGCCAAACUUGCCAUCUGUUGAACUACCACCACCACCCUUCUCGUCAUUGCACCAAUACAACAAGCCAUCCUACUCACAUCUCCAUCACGGCCAUUCGCAGCCAACGGCGACGACUCUGACCAGCGUGGGAAACCUCUUGACUCCUCCAAGCAACAGCUCUGCAGACGGCCUCAGCCCGACUUCGACCAGUGUCCCGAGCACCACCUCUCUGUCGAGCCACGGCGCCGUGCAGCCGUUCACGCCUAACGGGAGUGGCAUGUGGCCUCCUUCUACCACCAGUGGCUCUACACCAUACGGAUUCCAAUCGGGCAGCACACCACAAUCCUUCACUCAGGGCCGUGGAUUGUUCUCUCCAUCGUUGAACUCGAUCGUUCGUGGCAGCAACUCUCCAACUGCUAGCGAAGCCUUACCGCCACCACCUUACGAGAUGCCGCAAUACUCUCAAUCGAUGCCGAUGUCUGCGCCGAGCCUCUCUGCUGCGCCAUCGCAUCAACAUCAACACAUGAUUGGCAACGCGAUGAUGGGUGGCCAGCACACACCUGUGUCCGCACCCGUCACGCAAGCCUCUCUAGUUAGCGCCCACGACGCGUUCCGACCACCUCCGACACCAACCAACUACUACUCGCAUCAAUCGUCGACGCCACAGCAGUCAAGCUUCCCUUAUUCUGCAGCACCGCAGAUGCAGCAGAGCCCAGUCAGUGCCGGUGGCCCUCUGACCAAGAUGUCGCCCGUGAACCAACACGGACACGUCCCACCACUCCAGUCGCAACAACAGCCACAAUACUCGCAGCAUCGACAAUACAGCUAUCCAAUGCCAGUGCUGUCCAAUGUCAACAACCCUAGCGGGCCAAUCGCAUUGGUAGGAGGUGGCAUGCCUCAUGGCAUGAUGCCAGCGUUCAAUAGCGGCCAUGCUGCGACUAUGCACCAGCUGUAUGGCCACCACCCUCAACAACCCAAUCCACAGAACGACAGACCAUUCAGAUGCGAUCAGUGCCCACAGAGCUUCAACCGCAACCACGACCUCAAGCGACAUAAGCGCAUACAUUUGGCAGUCAAGCCAUUCCCUUGCGGCCAUUGCGAUAAGAGCUUCUCCCGCAAGGACGCGUUGAAGCGACACGUUCUGGUCAAAGGCUGCGGCAAAGCACAUACAACAACAGAAGUCAAGGAGAUCGACGGGUCCAUGUCCCCAGAACCCAAGAGCGAGAGUGUGGAAACCAGUCCCAUUGUCUCUGCCACCGCAUAG